Molecule: messenger RNA, 954 nt
Organism: Nycticebus coucang (slow loris)
Lineage: Eukaryota; Metazoa; Chordata; Mammalia; Primates; Lorisidae
Product: E3 ubiquitin-protein ligase NRDP1-like
Exons: 1
Coding region: 1-954 (317 amino acids)
Biological process (GO): protein K63-linked ubiquitination; regulation of canonical NF-kappaB signal transduction; tumor necrosis factor-mediated signaling pathway
Cellular component (GO): plasma membrane signaling receptor complex
Molecular function (GO): ubiquitin protein ligase activity
Source: RefSeq, a predicted model, not a curated record
AUGGGGUAUGAUGUAAUCCGUUUCCAGGGUGAUGUUGAUGAAGACCUUAUCUGCCCUAUUUGCAGUGGUGUCUUGGAGGAUCCAGUACAGAUAUCCCACUGUGAGCAUGCUUUCUGCAACAUCUGCAUCACCCAGUGGCUCUGUGAACAACAGACGUGUCCGGUAGACCGUAGUGUUGUGACGAUUGCCCACCUGCGCCCAGUACCUCGGAUCUUGAGGAACCUGCUGUCGAAGCUGCCGAUUGCCUGUGACAACGCUGAGUUUGGUUGCAGGGCCAUUGUUCAGCUUGAUAACCUCAGGUCCCACCUCAGCGGCUGUGAGUAUAACCCAACCCGUCCUGUGACCUGUGCACAGGGCUGCGGCCUGGAGAUGUCCAAAGAGAAGUUACCAAAUCACAAUUGCAUCAAGAACCUGUGCUCAGUGAUACAGCGGCAGCAGAGACGCAUUGCAGAACUGGAGACGACGUCAGCAGAACACAAACACCAGCUGGUGGAGCAAAAGCGAGACAUCCAGCUGCUAAAGGCAUAUGUGCGUGCGUUCCGCAGCCUCAACCCCAACCUUCAGAACCUGGAGGAGACAGUUGUAUACAACGAAAUCCUAGAGUGGGUGAACUCCCUUCAUUCAGCAAGAGUGACCCGCUGGGGAGGGAUGAUCUCGACCCCAGAUGCUGUUCUCCAGGCUGUAAUCAAACAUGCCCUGGUGGAGAGUGGCUGUCCCACCUCUAUUAUCAACCAGCUGAUUGAAAAUUCCCAUGAGCAUAACUGGCCUCCUGGUCUGGCCACACUAGAGACAAGACAGAUGAAUCGGCGCUACUAUGAGAACUUCGUGGUCAAGCGCAUCCCUGGCAAGCAGGCUAUUGUCAUGAUGGCCUGUGAAAACCAGCAUAUGGGAGAAGACAUGGUGCAAGAACCAGGCCUUAUCAUAAUAUUUGCUCAUGGUGUGGAGGAGAUAUAG